AUGGUAAGAACGUUGCCGCCCUUUCGCAUCAUGUCGCAAUCAUUACACACCACCAUUAAAGAUUUACAAAAAGAUAUGUACUAUGGAAAUGAAGUACUCAACCGAGUUUCCUUCUUGAGAGAAGACACCGAGUUCAUUUCCAAAUCAUUAUUUCACCCUUCAACUCGAUUUAUUUUCUUCAACAAGCAAAAUCCAUUAGUUCACAAAAAUUUCGCCAAUAUGUUGACAAUAAUGACUAACGGUGAUAAGCAAGUUUGUGUUGAUCAAAUUGAACCGGGGCAAUCAAACAAUCUUGGAUAUACUGGUAAUUUGCAAUUUCUCCCUCUUGGGUUAAUGAAUCAUGUGCCUCAUUGGAAAGAAAUUUUGCAUACUUGGAACGAAGAUAAUAAGAAUAUGGAUAAGAGUUUGAGAAGCAAGGGGAAACCGACUUUUUUAUUCAUGGGAUUACUUGAUGAAUCUGUUGGAUUGGAUAUUAAUUCAUUAAAAGUGGACUGUGAAUUGAAUGGAGAUGAAAAAUAUUUAGACCAUCAAGGUAGGUAUCAAGGUAUUGCCUAUUAUGCCGUUGAUGUAUCUUCCAAUAAAGAAUUGUGUCGUAACUUGGUUCAUUUUGUUAAUGAUACAAUUAAUGAAAAAUUCCAAACUGAUAAAACCCCCGAGGAAAAUGGGGUAUUUUUCACUCAUUCAAGAAAACAUUUCCUAACUUUUGAAUCAAAAGAAGCUAGUUUAUUUAGCCAGGGAGCAAUGUUUUUCCAUUGGUUGACUACUAAUAAGUUUUGUCCUGGAUGUGGUCAUCCAACUAUACCUAUUCAUGCAGGCGGUAAAUUGUACUGCACCAAUGAGGAAACAAUUACGGCCAAUGACGACACUGCAGCAGCAGCAGCAGCAGCAGCUACUGCUUCCACCAGUGAUCGACCAAAUGCGAAAUCAGCAUGUCCUGUCAAAAGUGCUCCAGUGUCAAAUGUAUCAUUCCCAAGAACAGAUAUGGCAGUAAUAUCAAUAAUCACAAAUACUGAUCGAUCAAAAAUCUUGCUCUCGUUGGGCAAGAGACACUUCACCUCCAAGAUGUAUUCAUGUACUGCUGGAUUCAUGGAACCUAGUGAAACAGUGGAAAUAGCCACCAAGCGUGAAAUUUGGGAAGAAACUGGAGUCACAUGUGAUGAAGUCAAUGUAGUAAUGACCCAACCAUGGCCAUUCCCUUCGAACCUAAUGAUUGGGUGUAUUGGAGUGGUUGAAUUCAAUGGAACUAAUGAAUUGAUCCAUUUAGGUCAUGAUAAUGAAUUAUUGGAUGCUAGAUGGUUUGAUACCUCAUUUGUACGUAAAUUGGUUUAUCCUGAACAAGUAACUGAGGCUGAUAAAGAUUUUAAUCCGGAGGGGAUAAUGAUUCCCAUGGGCCAAUCAAUUGCUUAUAAUUUGAUCAAAAUGUGUGUUGACGAAGAAGAUGAAAACAAUAAGGAAGAGUAUAAGUUAUAG
Lodderomyces orthopsilosis Co 90-125 is the source of this 1470-nucleotide messenger RNA. Its product is annotated as NAD(+) diphosphatase. Gene Ontology annotation, cellular component: cytosol. Gene Ontology annotation, biological process: NAD+ catabolic process; NADP+ catabolic process. The transcript has a single exon. The record is from RefSeq and is a predicted model, not a curated record. The coding region runs from base 1 to 1470 and encodes 489 amino acids. Lineage: Eukaryota; Fungi; Ascomycota; Pichiomycetes; Serinales; Debaryomycetaceae. Gene Ontology annotation, molecular function: NADH pyrophosphatase activity; metal ion binding.